Pterocles gutturalis (yellow-throated sandgrouse) is the source of this 537-nucleotide messenger RNA. RefSeq names its product serine/threonine-protein kinase Nek7. Gene Ontology annotation, molecular function: ATP binding; protein kinase activity. The transcript is spliced from 5 exons. The record is from RefSeq and is a predicted model, not a curated record. NCBI's taxonomy places the organism in Eukaryota, Metazoa, Chordata, Aves, Pterocliformes, Pteroclidae. Gene Ontology annotation, biological process: protein phosphorylation. The annotation marks the transcript as partial.
CAUUUUAAGAAACAGAAGAGGUUGAUUCCUGAAAGAACAGUUUGGAAGUACUUUGUUCAGCUUUGCAGUGCUUUGGAACAUAUGCAUUCUCGUCGUGUUAUGCAUAGAGAUAUAAAACCAGCUAAUGUGUUCAUCACAGCUACAGGGGUAGUAAAGCUCGGAGACCUUGGACUUGGUCGAUUUUUCAGCUCCAAAACCACAGCUGCACAUUCUUUAGUGGGUACACCUUAUUAUAUGUCUCCAGAGAGAAUACACGAAAAUGGUUACAACUUCAAAUCUGACAUCUGGUCCCUGGGCUGUCUGCUGUAUGAGAUGGCUGCACUCCAGAGUCCGUUUUAUGGUGAUAAAAUGAACUUGUAUUCCCUGUGCAAGAAGAUAGAACAGUGUGACUACCCACCUCUCCCUUCAGAUCACUAUUCAGAGGAACUACGACAAUUAGUUAAUAUGUGCAUCAACCCAGAUCCGGAGAAGCGACCAGACAUAACCUAUGUCUAUGAUGUAGCGAAACGUAUGCAUGCACACACUGCGAGCAGCUAA